Messenger RNA from Caenorhabditis briggsae, 273 nucleotides. Bases 1 to 273 code for a protein of 90 amino acids. NCBI's taxonomy places the organism in Eukaryota, Metazoa, Nematoda, Chromadorea, Rhabditida, Rhabditidae. The transcript has 2 exons. The record is from RefSeq and is a predicted model, not a curated record.
AUGAACAGACAAACGUUUGGCGAAUACAGUACGCCAGAUGGCCCACCAGAGCUCAAGCGACAAAGAGAUCCCGACUCGGACUUGGAGGAAUCGGAGGACUCGGAACAAUUGGAACACUCGAAGGACGAUAUGUCACCGCAGCUUCAACCCGAGCUCCCUGAUGACCUAAACCGUCUUCUAGAUAAAGAGGACUACGAUUUCGGGAAUGCGAUCCAAAACUGGAUGGAAGAUCCUGAUCAUUGGAACUUCCGAAUGGACGGUCCUGUUUUUUGA